AUGGAUAUCCACAGAUGUCGUUUCGUGGAUUACACGCCUCAUACAGUGACGGCGUUGGCCUUCUCUCAUUCUAGUGAUCCUACUUCUAUGUCGCCAAACGGCUUGCGGCUUGCAGUGGGAAGAUCCAAUGGAGACAUUGAAAUCUGGAAUCCCAGAUACAACUGGACACAUGAGCUCACGCUACCGGGCGCGAAGGGCCGUGCUAUUGAAGGACUAGUGUGGUCACAUGCCUCAGGCGAGAAUCCUCGUCUCUUCUCCAUCGGAGGAUCCACUUUUAUCACCGAGUGGGACCUUAAUACCCAGAGACCAAAAACGAACUACGACUGUAAUGCCGGUGUUGUAUGGUGUGUGGAUGCUAAUGCUGCUGGCGAUAAAUUGGCCGUUGGCUGUGAUGAUGGCAGUGUUGUUAUUGUGGAUCUUUCAGGUGGAAGCGGAGUCAUGGAGCAUGAUAUCGUGUGUCAAAGACAAGACCAGAGAGUUUUGGGUAUUAAGUGGUACGGCAACGACAGCUUGAUUGGAGGCUGUGCAGAUGGAAAGGUUCGUUGUUGGGCGGCCACGGGAGAAAUGCGUGGAAGAAUUAUGUCGACCAUGAAGGUCGAUAAGCUGAAGACGGAAUCCACUUUAGUUUGGUCCAUUGUCACAUUGCCAGAGCAGAAGCAGUUCGUCACUGGAGACUCCACGGGAGCCGUCAAGUUUUGGGAUGCUGAAACAUUCACCAUGUUGCAGGGAUUCACAGCACACGAAGCCGAUGUGUUGACUCUCGCAAAAGAUGCUUUUGGAGGAAAGGUUUACUCGGCAGGUAUCGACAGAAAAAUCCACCAGUACUCCUGGUUGCAGAAUAUCAAGAAGAAGUCUUCCAAGUGGAUUCACAGUUACAACCGUCUCUUGCACCUGAACGAUGUUCGUUCGCUUGCAUCAUAUGGGUGCAAAUCAUACAAUUUCUUGGUCAGUGGAGGAGUGGAGAGAUCUAUUAUCGUUCAGUCGGCGGAGAACUUUGCUAGUGGUCGCUAUAAGAAGAUCUUGAUGGACCAACAGAUCUCCAAUAUCUCUGUGUGUGCGGAUUCUAAGUUGGUUGCAUUGUUUCAGGACCAGGUGGUGAAGAUCUGGAGAAUCGUAGAGGACGAACUCAAACACAAGUUGGUGGCCAAGCUCACAUUGUCUGACGAGGACAACAUCACUUCCAUCAGCAUUGGUGACUCUUCCGAUGGUGUUUCGUAUUUGGCUGUGUCGACUAUCAACUCCGUCAAGGUUUUUGCAUUAACUGAGAGUGGCCGCAAGCUCCAGGUGAAGAAAAUCAGAGAUCCGGCCUUUGAUGAGAUAUCCAGUGGUGCUAAGAAUGUUUGGAUCUACGACUACGAUAGUCUCUUGGUCCAUACUGCUGAAGACGAGCUCUACAAAUAUACCAUUGGUGAGACGAUUGAGUUGGAAGACGAAGUGUCCACUGUUGCAGAGCCGGCUAAUGAAUUAAAGGCUGGCUUCGAAUUUGCUAAUUCCAUUAAGCAGGUUGUUUUGUCUCCAGACUUUUCCAAGGUCAUUGUGGGAAGAUUUAACAACACCAUUGAAGUCUUACCAUUGAAUGGAGACGAAGAGGGCCAUGUUUUGACCAAACUUUCUAGUCCAAUCCACUUUAUGGAUGCCACAGACAACGAUACAGUUGUCGUGCUCACGGAGGAUAACAAGUUGUAUGAGUUUCUCACGGAGAGCAACUCGACCAAGUUACUUAGUGAGUGGUCCCAAAAGAAUAGUGAGGUAAUGCCCUUGUCCUUCUUGAAGUUAGAGGACAAGCCACAGGGAAUGUUCGUCGAUAAGGCCAAGGUAUGGGUUUACGGAAGCCGGUGGCUCGCUUUCUUCGACUUGGACCUUAAUUUCGACGUCCCAAAGCUGUAUUCGUCUAAGACUCGUAAGAGAGCCAGAGACGGCUUGAGCAUCAAAGAAGACGCAUCGAAGGACGAUACAUUGAGAGAGAUUCUGACGGCAAAAGAGCACGACGAAGAAGAAGACGAAUACGUAAACAAGCCCAAUGUGAAGCCUUUCUGGAUGACGGAAAAGUACCGUCCUAUUCUCAAAGUGCAUGGAUGGGGUGAGAACGAGAUCACGGUGGUGGAGAGAGAGGCUUUUGCCUUGCCUACCACGUCAGCAUUUGAGGCUCCUCUCUUGAGAAUCUGA
Messenger RNA from Sungouiella intermedia, 2166 nucleotides. NCBI's taxonomy places the organism in Eukaryota, Fungi, Ascomycota, Pichiomycetes, Serinales, Metschnikowiaceae. The record is from the annotation of a GenBank genome assembly.